This is a messenger RNA of Neoarthrinium moseri, 1404 nucleotides long. RefSeq lists its product as uncharacterized. The record is from RefSeq and is a predicted model, not a curated record. The transcript is spliced from 4 exons. Lineage: Eukaryota; Fungi; Ascomycota; Sordariomycetes; Amphisphaeriales; Apiosporaceae. Bases 1 to 1404 code for a protein of 467 amino acids.
AUGGACGUUAUUCAAAUUCCAUUCGAGAAUCAAAUAAAACCACUCCACAACAUUCGCACGCGCACAUUCUUUGUAUUGAACGAUGGCCUUGACGAAGGGUUACUGAAGGACGGACUCGACCGUCUCAUCCGGGAGCACUGGCGAAAGUUAGGCUCGCGAAUCGUCCCCAGACCAAAAGAUGGGCGCCUAGAGUAUCAUCUACCCUUGGCUUUCGACCACAAACAUGAACUCUACCGGUGGUCCUCCAGAAACGAUCACCGGUCCCUCAGCGAAGCCACUCCUUCCUUACAAGGACUCGCAACGGAGAAGACGAUCUCCAUACUUCCAUCGAUCAGCUCCGUCGACGAACUCUUCCGGCCCGCCGAUUGGCCUCUCGAACGUAAAGACGAGCCGCCCAAUGCUCCCCUCCUUUUCGUUCACCUUACAUUCUUCGCCGAUGCCACCGUGGUUGCUAUCAGCUGUCCACAUGUGUUGGCGGAUCAGUUCGGGUUGGCAAAUAUCGUGAAAGCGUGGCUAGGUGCAAUUGAGGGCAAGACACCUCCACCCAUGGUCGGACAUGACGAGGAUGUCUUGGCCAAGAGACCUUACUCCGACUACCCAAAGCGCGAAGUUUUCCGAAAGGGCAAGAUGCGAGUCAGGAGGCGCGGCGAAUACAUGUUCGUGCUUCUAGGUUUCAUGUCUGAAUUUGUUUUCCACCGGCGGGAGGAAUCUCAUAUGGUUUUCUUUCCCCUCCCGCUGGUGAACUUCCUGCGCGCGCGGCACUCGAAGUCGCUUGAGGAGAAAUAUGGAACAUCUCCUGGUUUGAGCAGCGGGGACAUAAUCAGCGCCAUCCUUUUGAAAUUCUCACGCAUGCACGACAAGAAAUCGAGAGUGAUGUCGCUCAGUCAGUCCGCCAACUUGCGUAAUCGAGUUCCGGCACUAUCAGGUGACCCGGCGUCAGCCUUUGUGCAUAAUGCCUUGAUUUUCCCCAAUGCGCGAUUCCCCAUCAAUGCUUCCACAUCCAUCGGCGAGAUAGCAUAUCAGAAUCGAAAAAACGUCCAGGAGGCACUUGAGCAGAAGAACAUUGAAAUCGAUCUAGCCGUCAUUCAGGAGACGACACGCCGGGGCCAGGCCAUACAUACCUGCGAACCCUUCGAUCGCUCGUAUUCGGUCACCAAUUGGUGCGCAGCAUGGAGAGGGCUGGACUUUAGUGCGGCCACCCCGAGGCACGAAGCGAAGGAACAGGCCAAAUCAAGUCUUUUCGUGCUUGGCCACAGCAACGAGACCAAAACCCCGGCAAGAUUCAGCUCGGUAAUCAUGUGCAGGACCGACGAAGGGUUCUUGUGCAGUUUCGCGGCUUCGACGGCAGCCAUGAAGCUGAUCCACGAAUAUCUGGAGAAGGACCCCAUGUUAGAGAAGUUUUGA